UUUCAACAGUUGGAUAGAUUUUUAUCCCAAAGACCUAAUGUGACUCCAGUGGUUUUACUUGACAUCAUGGCUGAGGCUGAUAGUCAAAAAAAUAGUCAGUCGGACAUGUUGAGAGAUGAUGUUGAUGAUGAAAAUGAUGACAUCAUUAAUGAUAUUGUCAGUAAGUAUGGUAGAGGUGAUAAAUCCAUCAAAAAAUGCCAGACAUGUGAUUAUGAAAAAGUUAUAUAGUGAUGGAGCACACACAACAGAGAAUGGAUGUAGGAUGGUAUACUGUGAAGAAGAACCAUUUUCUUGCCCAAAUUGUGACAGUUCAAUUGAAACAGUUAAUGUGGAAGUAAAUCAACAGACUGUAGCUGAGAAUCGAGCUAUUGAAUAUGAUAAAGGGAAUGACAAACCAAAGCCAGACUUAGGAGAAAAGAGUCUUGGAAACACUUACAAACUAGGAAAGAAACAAAAGAAAAAAAGGAGUUCUAUUGAAAAGAGCAUGGAUGCUGUCCUGGAACAAUUCAGGGCAAUGUCAAAUGAUGAUUUUGAAAGGUAUAAAAAGCUUGAAGAAUUUAAAUUGGAAAAAGAGCAGCAAUUUCAAUUAGAGCAAAUGCGACUCGAGAAUGAACGAAGAAACCAGGAAAGAGAGCAUGAGCUAAAGAUCUUCCAAUUGUUAUUUGGGAACCAGGCUACCCAGAACAUCCAAUCUACUGGCAGCUCAUCACGAAUGUUUGCCCAACCAUAUGUAAGUUUUCAACAACAGACAUUUGGAAAUGGCUGCACCAGUAUCCAAACUCCAGGCUGUAGCUUCAGAGACAGCAAUGAUGAUGAAGAAAAACAUAUUUCAGGUUAUGAUUUAAAGUAUUUGAAAAGUAUUUAUUUUUAAGUACUUAUGGUCACUUGAGUCUUUUAGUUCUGUUUUGAAGUUAUAUUUGUGGAACUGUUUAAUACUAUCUGAACAUUAAAUACAAUAUUUGAACACUCAUGAAUCUUAUGUUGUAUGUUGCAAUAAUUAACUUAAUUAAAUGUUUUGAAUAUUUCA
Molecule: messenger RNA, 1027 nt
Organism: Xenia sp. Carnegie-2017
Lineage: Eukaryota; Metazoa; Cnidaria; Anthozoa; Malacalcyonacea; Xeniidae
Exons: 4
Coding region: 116-871 (251 amino acids)
Source: RefSeq, a predicted model, not a curated record